This is a messenger RNA of Brassica oleracea var. oleracea, 2045 nucleotides long. RefSeq names its product probable serine/threonine-protein kinase At5g41260. Bases 123 to 1571 code for a protein of 482 amino acids. The record is from RefSeq and is a predicted model, not a curated record. Gene Ontology annotation, molecular function: protein binding; protein kinase activity; ATP binding. NCBI's taxonomy places the organism in Eukaryota, Viridiplantae, Streptophyta, Magnoliopsida, Brassicales, Brassicaceae. The transcript is spliced from 10 exons. Gene Ontology annotation, biological process: protein phosphorylation; brassinosteroid mediated signaling pathway.
CUUUUUUUUCUAUUGGUAUAUUUGUAAAGUAUAAGAACAGCAUUACAAGAACUGGGGUUUGUCUGAUCUGAAGAAAUUCAACACGGUUCUGAUCUGGUCAAGGCGUCGAUUGAGAUACUGAAAUGGGUGGUGAGGUUUCCAAGUUAUGUACACUCUGUUGCGUGUCAGAGCCAGCAGAAUCAAAUCGUGGAGUCGCAUCCUUAGGUGACGAGAAUGAUCUGCCUCAGUUUCGUGAAUUCUCGAUCGAGACGCUAAGGAACGCUACGUCAGGUUUUGCUACAGAGAACAUAGUAUCAGAGCACGGAGAGAAAGCUCCUAACGUUGUGUACAAAGGGAAACUCGAUAACCAAAGACGUAUUGCUGUCAAGCGGUUUAACAGGAAAGCUUGGCCUGAUUCUCGUCAGUUCCUGGAGGAAGCUAAAGCUGUUGGGCAGUUAAGGAACUAUAGGAUGGCAAAUCUGCUUGGAUGUUGCUAUGAAGGUGAAGAGAGACUUCUUGUUGCUGAGUUUAUGCCCAACGAGACUUUGGCUAAGCAUCUUUUCCACUGGGAGUCACAACCGAUGAAGUGGGCUAUGCGACUAAGAGUCGCUUUACAUAUUGCUCAAGCUUUGGAGUACUGUACCGGCAAAGGGCGUGCACUCUACCAUGACCUUAAUGCUUAUAGAGUUCUCUUUGAUGAUGACUCGAAUCCAAGGCUUUCUUGCUUUGGUCUGAUGAAAAACAGUAGAGAUGGAAAGAGUUAUAGUACCAACCUUGCUUUCACUCCUCCCGAGUAUCUCAGAACAGGUCGCGUGACACCAGAAAGUGUGAUGUACAGUUAUGGAACUCUGUUGCUUGAUCUUCUUAGUGGAAAACACAUUCCUCCUAGCCAUGCGCUUGACCUCAUACGGGACAAGAACAUUCAAAUGUUGAUCGAUUCAUGCUUGGAGGGUCAAUUUUCAAGUGAUGACGGGACUGAACUAAUACGGUUAGCGUCUAGAUGCUUGCAGUAUGAGCCUCGUGAACGGCCUAACCCAAAAUCUCUAGUCACUGCAAUGAUUCCUCUGCAGAAGGAUCUUGAGACUCCUUCACAUCAACUGAUGGGCAUACCAAGCAGUGCCUCAACAACGCCUCUUUCACCACUUGGAGAAGCAUGCCUAAGAACAGAUCUAACUGCCGUACAUGAGAUUAUUGAGAAACUUGGAUAUAAAGAUGAUGAGGGAGCAGCCACAGAGCUAUCGUUCCAGAUGUGGACCAACCAGAUGCAGGAUUCGCUGAACUUCAAGAAAAAGGGUGAUGUUGCUUUCCGGCAUAAAGACUUUGCAAAUGCUGCUGAAUGCUAUUCUCAGUUUAUAGAGGGUGGGACAAUGGUUUCACCAACUCUUUAUGCAAGGAGAAGUCUGUGUCACCUGAUGAAUGAUAUGCCCCAAGAGGCAUUGAAUGAUGCAAUGCAAGCCCAAGUGAUAUCUCCUGCUUGGCAUAUCGCAUCUUAUCUUCAAGCUGUAGCUCUUUCAACUCUAGGGCAAGAGAACGAAGCUCAUGCUGCUCUUAAAGACGGAUCAAUGCUGGAAAGCAAAAGAAACGCUCUAUGAUGAUGGUAACAAAAGCACCAAGAGGAAAGCAAAAUAGCAAACAGAGGGAUUGUUUAUCUUCUGACAUUGACCGAAACACCCCCAUAGGCUUUGCAGCAUAAGAUCAAAACCCACCAUCACCUUCAUAAGUAGAUAGGAGCGCUAUCACACAGCUCUGUGUGCAUCCUCAUCACUGGUCAGUUUCUGGUUUCGCCUCUCGUAGUUCUUCUUCCUUUCUUUUUCUCUUCUAAAUACUGGAUGAUGCAUUCAUUUGGUUUUGUACGGCAAAUUGGACUCUUGUUGUGUGUUUCGGUUACUGGCAUAUGAUCAUUUCCUUAUUAUACAGAAGAUAAAGUUGCAUACUUUAAAUCUUUGAUGGAGAUUGGGAAUGUGUGUGAUUGCGGAUUUGCUUUGAUGGGUUCCAUUAUUUGUAAUCAGUGUUUUAUGUAUAGAGAGCACUUUGUAUUUCGACUUGAUGAUCUUUUGAAUUUUGCA